Cyanidioschyzon merolae strain 10D is the source of this 1278-nucleotide messenger RNA. Its product is annotated as similar to Ras-related GTP-binding protein ragA. Gene Ontology annotation, molecular function: GTP binding; GTPase activity. The record is from RefSeq and is a predicted model, not a curated record. Gene Ontology annotation, cellular component: fungal-type vacuole membrane; nucleus; Gtr1-Gtr2 GTPase complex. The transcript has a single exon. The coding region runs from base 1 to 1278 and encodes 425 amino acids. NCBI's taxonomy places the organism in Eukaryota, Rhodophyta, Bangiophyceae, Cyanidiales, Cyanidiaceae. Gene Ontology annotation, biological process: cellular response to starvation; positive regulation of TOR signaling; cellular response to amino acid stimulus.
AUGUCACUGGGGUCGGCUGGUCGCCCGGACAGCAGAGAGAAAGUGUCUCAGAUUGAAGGAAGCGCUAUUCUUUUAGUAGGUGCGCGUGGUGCAGGGAAACGAACCAUUCGCUCGAUUCUGCUCGGAGCUCCAAGCGCUUCAGCAGUAGAUAGCCCCGUCCAGUCAGGUCAGCUGAGCUCGCUCAGACUCUUCGGGUCGGUUGUGCUUUGCCUCCUGGACUUGGAGCUUCCAAUAAGCGUCGAGACUGCGUCACAGCUGCGGGGAUUCCUUCGAACCGGCAGGGUACUCUCGCUGGUCUUCAUUGUCGAUGUCAGUUCGAGCGAGGGAGCCAGCGCCGACAGGAACUGGAUACGGGCGGUGACGGAGCUUACGGUUGCAAAGAACUUGCCCGCACUGCAGCGAUACAUCAUUCUACACAAAACCGACAUGCUGCCAGACGGGUCGGCCGCUGCGCAGCUGCGUCGGCAAGCGCGAGUCUGCUGUGAGGCCGGCUAUCUCGACUCGAGUCGCUGCUUCAGGACGUCCAUCUGGGACUCGUCUCUUUACCACGCAUGGUCGACCAUUGCUCGUUCGCUGGUACCGGACAUUGCACAAGUCCAGGAGGCGCUGCAAGCGCUCAGCCGGGACCCGUCUGUGCGCCGUAUCGUGCUCUUGGAGAGCACCUCUCUGCUCGUGCUCGGGUACGCAGGGGCGCCUCUGUACGGACGACCAUCGCUAGAGACGGAACCGAAAGCGGCUUCAUCACCUGUGAGUCGAUGGCUUGCCUGGUUCGGUUCAAGUGAGACCCUUCCUCGUGGGCAGCCUCAGGCUGGGUCAGAGCGUCCUGCCGAGGAACUCGCUGACCCUACCCAGAGCACGAAGCAGCGCAGUCGUUGGCCCUGGCGGAAACUGGAACGCUGGUCUAGCGCACCGCUACUGGACCGCUCGGAACUCGUGGCGAUCUCUGAGCCGUUUCGACUCAAGGAUGCCGAGGCGUUCGAAAAAAUGAGCCUCAUCCUCAAGCGCCUAAAACUCGCAUGUAUGCGCACAGGGACCAUGUUUCAGAUGCUUCGCGUGCGGAAGCAGCACGGUGAUGCGCUCCUUGAGGCGUUUACCCCACAUACGUUGAUUUUGGUGCAUCUUCGCGCGUCGGAAAAUAGAGAACAGGAGCAGAAGCGCAUUCUUUCUGCGAUGCGGGAAACCUUGAAACCAGCGUAUCGUAGUAUUGCAAAAUUAGAGCACACUGCAGAGGAUGUUCCGUGGAGUCUUUCGGACAGUUCCAGAAUCGGUGCUUUCUGA